AUGGCGGCCGGGCGGGUUGUGAAGGAUGAACCUGAGGAGGAUGAUUGGAGAGCUGGGGAGGGGGGGAGUGAGGAGGAGAGUGAGGAGGGGAGUGAGGAGGAGAGUGAGGAGGGGAGUGAGGAGGAGAGUGAGGAGGAAAGUGAGGAGGAAAAUGAGAAGGAGCGUGAGGAGGAAAUUGAUGAGGAGAAUGCGGAGGAGAGCGAGGAGGUGGAGAGGGAGGACGAGGAGGAGGAAAGUGACGAGGAGACCGAGGAAGAAAAUGAGGAGAAGAAUGUGGAGGAGAAGAAGAUUGUAGAGGAGAAAACUGAGGAAAUAAUUGAGAAGGAUGAAGUGAACGAGGAGGAGGAAGGAGGAGGAGGAGAAGGGGAGGAGAAGGGGGAGGAGAAGGAAGGGGAAGAGGAGGAGGAGGAGGAGGAGGAGGAGGAGGAGGAGGAGGAGGAGGAGGAGGAGGAGGAGGAGGAGGAGGAGGAGGAGGAGGAGGAGGAGGAGGAGGGAGUGGAAGGAGGGCGAGUGGAGGAACAGCAGAAGGAUUCACCUCCGUCACAGAAAGAUCCGAGAAAGAAGAAAGUCCAGCCCCCGUUUCCAACAUGCAGAACUCUCGCACCCUCCUCGCCCUGCGCACUGUUGCGGGGCAGCAGGCGUGGGAGAGAGGGUGCAGAAAAGAGGGGGAACGGCGCAUGGACGAGACGGACGGUUCCAGUCUUCAGCAUCAAAAAGGCUGCUUCUGCUUCAGGAGUUGCAGGCGAUGCUGCAGGUGUUGAUGGUGGUGAUGGUGAUGGGCUAGCGGAGGGGAGACGCAAGAGCGGUGGGGCUAAGAUCGCCCGUCGCUCUGACCGUCCCUCUUCUGCUGGUGCUGCUGCUGUUGCUGUUGGUGAUACUGUCGCUCCUUCUCCCAGUCCCUUGAAACAGCAGGAGGAGCAGCAGAAGGGGCAGCAGUUGCAGCAGCUGGAAGGGGAGGGAGAGAAAGAGGGGCAACAGAAUCGCAGGAAGAAUGCAACCCCAAAAAGAGGAGGAGUCGCCACAGCUUCUGGUAAUGCUUCUGGUGCUGCUGCUGGUGGUUCUGGUGCUGGUUCUGCUCGUCUUCGCUCCGCUCCUGCUGCUGCUGCUGAUGCAGCAGCAGCAGCAGCAGCAGCAGCUGCAUCAACUGCACCCAACACGACUCUCCCGCCCUUCCGGUUCACAUCCAAUCAAGAGUGGCGGCAUUUGGAUUACGGCAACGAUCUCACCGCCCUCACCGCAGACGGGCGGCGCGGCCGGAGUGCCGCCCGCACGCUGGGCUUCCGGGGCGGCUGCAUUCGUCUGCCAGCGGUGCACCGGCAGAUGCUGAGGCGGCUUUUAAGGAGGAUGAUGUUCCGAGGGGAGGUGGAGCAGGCAGCAGGCGUGCUGGCGGCUCUGAUGGAUGCGGAUAAGGACGCUGAAGUCACAAGACGGGCUGUGGAUGAACCAAUAUGGCUCGAGUCUCAGGUGAGGGAAAGGCAGGAGGUGCAGCAGGCGGCAGGCGUGCUGGCGGCUCUGAUGGAUGCGGGUAAGGAUGCUGAGCAAGCGCUCGUUCUGCUGCGAGAGCUGUGGCGCAAGGGCUUCAGCAGCAGAGGCAGUGGGAGCGUUGGUGGUGGUGCUGCUGCUGCUGGUGGUGGUGGUGGCAGCAGCAGCAGCAGCAGUGAGCGGCGGAGGGCAGAGAGGAGGCGACUGGUGGUGUUCAUGCGAGCGAUAGCUCUCAAGCAAGAGGACGAUGUGAGUGGUGAUGGGGGGAAUAUGGCUGCUGGUGCGUAUGGGUAG
Messenger RNA from Closterium sp. NIES-65, 1776 nucleotides. The record is from the annotation of a GenBank genome assembly. NCBI's taxonomy places the organism in Eukaryota, Viridiplantae, Streptophyta, Zygnematophyceae, Desmidiales, Closteriaceae.